AUGUCCAUGAGAAGGAUGCUUGGAGUGGUUCGGGCCCGGUAUGUGGUGUACGGAUUGAUGGUCACGUGUUUUAUUGCUGUUGGGUACCUUCUGGCGCAGGCGAGGGACGCUGAUGCGGAAGAGUGGCAUCGGGCGGCCAGGAUAGCGAGCCAGGCGCGGGCACGGGAGUUUGCAGACGACUACGUGUCCAAUGUGAAGAUCAAGCCGAUCGAGGAGAUUCCUGUGUCUCCGUUAGAGUUAAUUCCGGAUAUCGAGGUGGAAACGAGAAGGCGUUACGAAGCGUCGUGGGACUUGCUAUUCCGCAGCCACAAGCACAAGUCGUUCAAGCAUUAUGACUUGAGCACCAAGUGCGAGUUCUAUUUCCAGAACCUGUACAAUUUGAACGAGGAAUGGACGAAUGAGAUCGGGAUGUUCACUUUUGAUAUCAAAGAUAUUAAAUCUGAUAACAAGAUGUCGGAGCUGAAGGACGAUGACGGGGUGAAGUUGAUAGACGAGAAGGCAUUGAGGUACUAUAAGAGGAAGCACAACAUUGCGUUGGGGAUGGAGCGGUUGCGGAUAUAUGACAGGUGUUUUGUAGGGAACAGUAACAACCGGGAUUCGCUCAAGAUGAACGAAUUAUUUCAGCAACACGGGUCCGAGGGAUCCACGUCUAAAUUGGACCAGAAAGUUAUUGGAAACAAGGACAACUUGCGUCCCACCAGAAAGGCUUCCUUUUUGAGUGAAUUGGAUACGGGGAAGUUCUCCAAGUUCAACCAGUGGGACUUCGAACACAGAAUGUUCCCCUUUAUCUCAUAUUUCGAGCAACAUAACUUCACACAAGUGAUGCCCAUCUUCACGGGCCCCGAAUCGCUUGAACCUUUGCCCCAGGGAAAGUACCCUGUUUUCAACAGGGACACAGGCGAGUUAGACAGCGUGGAGACAUUCCAUUAUGACGAGACCAAGUCGCUCUGGGACAAUUGGAACGACAUGUCCUCACGGUGUAGCCACAAGGGUAUUGUCAUGUCGGUUGGGAAUGGCCAAGUGGACCAAACGGUGCGUCUUCUUGCGGUAUUGCGGGAACAGCACAACCGGCUGCCGAUCCAAAUUAUCCACAACGAUCAGCUCAGUAAUGACUCGAUUGCGCUUUUGUCCGACGUGGCACGGUCCAGUGAUCUAUUCAACGGACCCAAACAGUCUGUUUGGUUCCUGAACGUGAGGCCCACACUAUCGCAGUCGGCGAAGGACCGGUUCGACAGGUUCAAGAACAAAUGGCUCUCGGUGAUAUUCAACACGUUCGAAGAGUUUAUAUUCGUCGAUUCCGACGCCAUCUCGUACAUUGGGCUAGAAGAGUACUUCCAGUUUGACGAGUACACUGCCACAGGAACACUCAUGUUCAAGGACAGAAGCCUGAGGAUGGAAAGCGGGCAAAAGUGUCCCGUACUGUUCGAAACGUUGAUGCCAAAGAUACUGGAGCGGUACUACUUCGACACAGUGCCGCAAGUCGACCCGGAUUUCGUCGAACAAGCUUGCAUGAAGGAACUCACUCCGGAAGAGAAGGUGUACAAACGGUUCUUCGAGAACGGCUACCAGCAUAACCUAGAAAGCGGGCUCUUGGCUAUUAACAAAAACGAACACAUCAUGAGUAUGAUCAUCUCGACUGUACUGAACAUCAGCCCAAAGAUUGGCGGGUGUGGCUGGGGUGACAAAGAAUUCUUCUGGCUCGGGUUGCUAGUGUCAGGCCAUCACUACUCAAUUUAUGACGUCGACGCCAGCGCCGUGGGUAUCCCAGACCUAAAGGACAGAGAAAAAGAGGACGAACUGAAAGAAGCACAGGAGAUAUGCUCGACACAGGUCGGCCAUACUUCCUAUGACAAGCACCUGCUAUGGCUGAACGGUGGUUCGCAGCUAUGUAAAUUCCGAGACAAGUUCGACAGCGACUGGGAAGAGUUCGAAAACAUCCGGAAAGAGUUCCACGACAACAAGGAAAAAGCCAGACAGGCCUACGACAGUGUCAUGCCCAUAGAAGCAGCUAUAAUUCCUGACGUAAAUAUUGGCCGAUGGGCUCACAAAGACCGGAGGUGCAAUGCUUACGUGUGGUGUGGUGAGUACUAUGAAAAGAUAAAGCCCUACACCUAUAAUAAAAAAAUAGUCAAGGGCGAACUCAUCCACUUCGAGCAAGACGAGAUCGAACACAUAAGACGCCUGAACACCAUAUGGAACAACGCUAUCAUUGAGGUGAGAAAGGAGGAGUGA
Molecule: messenger RNA, 2232 nt
Organism: Kluyveromyces marxianus DMKU3-1042
Lineage: Eukaryota; Fungi; Ascomycota; Saccharomycetes; Saccharomycetales; Saccharomycetaceae
Gene: MNN1
Product: alpha-mannosyltransferase
Exons: 1
Coding region: 1-2232 (743 amino acids)
Biological process (GO): protein O-linked glycosylation
Cellular component (GO): Golgi apparatus
Molecular function (GO): alpha-1,3-mannosyltransferase activity
Source: RefSeq, a predicted model, not a curated record